GUAUUGUUGUCAUAGUGACUAACAGCUGUCAUUCCCUUUGGUGUUGUUUUACAGUACUCUAUUGGAAUUUAUUCGACUGCAUAGUUGACUUAGAAAAAGAAAUUUCUUUCGUAGUUGAAUCUUAAAUGAAGAUGGCAUCAUGCCUUUAUGAAUGUCUAUGCGAAGCUGGGCUAGAGCAAUACUAUCCUUCCUUCACUGCUAUGGGGUUGCUGAGAGCACAAGAACUUGCCAAACUGACUAUGAAUGAUUAUUCCAGAUUGGGCAUUGCUGAUAUGCAUGACCGCAUACGCUUGUUCCAACUCAUUCAGAUCAUUAAAGCAGUGCAAGACGAGGAGACAAAAGGUGUUCAAAAUGUAAAACCUGUCCAUACUCCAGCAGAUUUUACAUAUAUCUACCUGUCAACAAAUAAAUCUGGUCCUCGCCGUCAGCUAGACUUUGAGUCAGAAUUUGAAAAGACAGACAGAAUUAUCACAAGCUCUAAAAAUGAAUUUUGUGAGCCGUCUGAUGUAGACUGUUUCACCUAUGCAAAAAAUGGCAAAUUACCUGGACAAAUCUUACCAAGUGAUCCUCACAAUAAAAGAAGAGAAUCAAAGGAACCAAACAAAGCUAACCAUGCAUGGACCCAAAAAGAGACUCCUUGCCAGACAUUGGAUUUACCAAAUACUAACAGCUGGACUGCUGAUAAUGGAUUUCUCCACAUACAGCGCAUUUUACAGGCUUCAGGAUACAACUAUGGUGUGCCUCAUUCUUCCACAAGACAAAUCUCUGAGAAGAAUUCAUAUACUGAAUCAGAUAAAAUACGUGUAUGUGUGAGGAAGCGUCCCUUGCGUCUUCGUGAACAACGGCAUGGGGAGGAAGAUGUUGUAACAGUAGAAGACAAGAAAUCACUCAUUAUUCAUGAAAAUAAAGAGGCAGUUGAUUUAACUCAAUAUGUACUGCAGCAUGUAUUUUAUUUUGAUGAAGUCUUUAGUGAGGCAUGUAGCAAUCAGGAUGUGUAUAUGAAGACUGCUCACCCUCUAAUACAUCAUAUUUUUAAUGGUGGAAAAGCUACUUGUUUUGCAUAUGGUCAGACAGGAGCAGGAAAGACCCACACUAUGAUCGGGACUCGACAGAAUCCAGGACUGUAUGCAUUAGCUGCGAAAGACAUCUUUAGACAUCUUCAGUUUGCACAGUCUGGAAGAGUUCAGUAUGUUUGGAUUAGUUUCUAUGAAAUAUACUGCGGGCAGCUGUAUGAUCUUCUAAAUGGAAAAAAAAGGCUUUUUGCAAGGGAAGACGGUAAUCAUAUUGUGCAGAUAGUGGGACUACGUGAGGUUCAAGUUGACAGUGUGAACUUCCUGUUGGAGGUGAUACUAAGAGGCAGUAAAGAGCGAAGCACUGGAGCUUCAGGAGUGAACUCUGAUUCUUCUCGUUCCCAUGCUGUAAUUCAGAUUCAGAUUAAAGAUCUAGGUGGCAGAGGUCUUGGGAGGAUUUCUUUCAUUGACUUGGCUGGCAGCGAAAGAGCAGCUGAUGCUAAAGAAUCAGACAAACAAACAAAAAUGGAAGGAGCAGAAAUUAAUCAGAGUCUUCUAGCUUUGAAGGAAUGCAUUCGUGCUUUGGAUCAGGAACAUGCACAUACUCCUUUUAGACAAAGCAAGCUGACCCAAGUACUGAAGGAUUCAUUCAUUGGGAAUUCUAAAACCUGUAUGAUAGCCAAUGUGUCACCUAGUAAUUUUGCUACCGAACACACACUAAACACUUUGCGCUAUGCAGACAGGGUGAAAGAGCUGAAGAUGGGAAUUAAAUGUUCUUCCACAGCAAAAGGUCAGUGUGUUAGGAGCCCCUCUCCAAAACGUAACAAAAGUGUUGCAAGUUUUGUACAAAGAGAAAAAAGUGUGCCGAAAAAAGUAAAACUUACCUUACAUCCUCCUUUGACUGCUCCAAGUUCAGUAAGACACAAAUCAACAGCAGCAGUGUUCCACCCAUCCAACGUUCCUCUUUCCUCUACUCCAAAAGCAUCUGCAAAGUCUGAUAUUGCCCUUGAGAGUCCCUGCUAUACAUGGUCUAAGCAUACCACACCAGUUAAAGGAUUUAUGAAAGUGGGUCUGUCUGAAAAACUGCAGAAUAGUACUACAGAACAUCAGUCUUUCAAUUGGGAAGAUGAAAAUACUGUUAUUCUUAAGUCAGAGGCUACCAAAAGUAAACAAUGUUCAAAGUCAGCAAAGUCUAGACAAGGAGAGUAUGAAAAUAGGCAAGAACAGACUAGUAGAAAUCAGAAGGUACAAGCAGUACUGCCACUGCAGAAGGAAUUGGCUUUGAAAGAUGUUUGUUGCAAUAGUACAGCAGUUGUGCAGUAUUAUCCCUAUGAGAGAACUGAAACCAUUCAGAGUCAUGUAAAUAAACUACCUUGUGGAAAUGUUAAGUCUAGUACUGAUGUAUUAUCACAGCAGAAAGAAAAGGAGAGACAUUUGCAUCUAUAUCAUCAACAGCUUCAACAGAUUGUGCAUCCUGCUGUACUACAGCAAAAGCUAACAUACCAACCACUUCAGAAUUUGUUCAGAAAAUACAAAACAAAAGAGUGCUCUGUCAAAAAUGAUGACCAAUGUCCUUAUGUUUGUAAUAUGCCUUGUAAAAAUGACAGAGAAGCCGAAGACACAGAUAAUAGUGAUGCUUAUAGCAUUGAUUCAAUUUCAUGCUUCCAAAAUCAAAGAAAAGUACAAGAGAACAACCAAGGUGUCUUUAGCAAAGCUUCAUUUUUCCUCCAUAACAGUGAAGUAGGUACAGGAGAAGCUCAUAAUAGAGUUACUGAACACAGCAUAGGAAGUAGCAAAAAACAAGAGCACUCCUUAAGCUGGAACGACUACCCAAAGUGCAAUGAGCUUUGCAAAAAAAAAGAAGAUAACACUCUACAUGAGAACUGCUGGACCACAGAGGAAAGAUGCACAGUUUCUAGCUCUUUAAACAGCAAUAGUUUAUCAAAUAAACAAGAUUUUCCUAAAUCUUUCAACUUCAGUGAAGUUCAGAUUAAUGAUAUAUCUCUGGUUCAGAAACAGAAUAACUUUGCUAGCGAUGAACAAAACAACCAUGGUAUUAAUCAGCGUUUUCUGCAAAAUGAAUAUGGUGUGUCCUUUUUUCAUGAGGUUAAUCUUGAUAGUACUGAAUUGAAGCAAGAUGUGCGUACUCCUUCUGCAUCUAUUCCAAAAACAAAGAAGGACCAAUAUUUUUUGUUACAAAAUGAGCUUAAGAAGGAUGCACAGCACAGUGGAGGCCUUAACUGGGGAACAACAGACCUUUCAGGUGAAUCUGUAUCUGGGCAGAUGGAACCCCUGACAGUGUCCCUGCUUACUAGUGAUAAAACAGCUGUUUCAGAUGAUGUUCUUUUAGAUCAGUCUCAUCAAAUGUGUAGAGAUGAGCAGACUUUGGAUUCAAGAAUCACUAAUUUUGACAGUCAGUUUACUAAACAAGUCACAAACAGUCUUAAUAGUAAUAUUUCUGCACUGGACUAUAAGCCAAGUUUUGAAGAAUCUGAAAUCGGUAACCAAGAGCAAAAUAAGAUUUAUCUUCAAGUUCCAAGUGAGAGGACAUCAGAUUUUUACAAGAAUUCAGCAGUCAUUGAUAAGCCUGUUAAUGAUGUUGACUGGUCUGUGAGUGGGUCACCUUCCUCUUUUAAUCAAGAAUUAUCUAAUCCUUUGCUUGAACGCGAUAAGCUAUUAGUAAGUCUGACAGUACAUACAAGUGAAAUUUCCUCUAAAGAUUCCAGUAAUUCUGUUUUCCUCAGUGAUUCUAAAUACAGAGAAAUGUCUUACAAGGACAAAUUAUAUGAUCCAGAUACUGAAGACAAUCAUUUGAACUCUCUCCUUUCAGCCCCUGUAGAAACCCAUUCUGAAGUUCAUCUAGCAAAUGCAUAUAGCACUGAAGAAAAAGUUGAGAAGAAUGAUGCAGAUACCUACUAUCCUAACUCAGAAAUGAUUGAAAAGAAUGCUUCCAUGAAUAAACCAAACAUUUGUGUAAAUUCAGCUGAUACACAAACUGUCAGUGAUUCAGGCCAUUUAGAAAUAGUACAGCUAUUAGGACAAAAUUCUGCACUUCAAUCAAAACCAAACUUCAGCAAAUAA
Molecule: messenger RNA, 4091 nt
Organism: Protopterus annectens (West African lungfish)
Lineage: Eukaryota; Metazoa; Chordata; Ceratodontiformes; Protopteridae
Gene: KIF24
Product: kinesin family member 24
Exons: 12
Coding region: 126-4091 (1321 amino acids)
Biological process (GO): microtubule-based movement
Molecular function (GO): microtubule motor activity; microtubule binding; ATP binding
Source: RefSeq, a predicted model, not a curated record